Dibothriocephalus latus is the source of this 858-nucleotide messenger RNA. The record is from the annotation of a GenBank genome assembly. NCBI's taxonomy places the organism in Eukaryota, Metazoa, Platyhelminthes, Cestoda, Diphyllobothriidea, Diphyllobothriidae.
AUGGAGGAUAAUGACUGGCCUUUUUUCGAUCUGGCCCAGGAGCAAAAGAAUGUGUCCAACUCACCACAGGAAGUCAGUCUCAAUAUGUGGGGCUCUUGUACACCGAAAACCUUCAUGAAAACAAUACGACGAACAGCUUGUUUAAAACCGCUGCAUGUAGCACUACUACGCGAAGUACUCAGUACCUGCGAAAAUGCCGGCCUCCCGGUAUUUGCGUAUGCUGGCACUGCGCUAGGACUAUAUAGAGAAGGAGGGGAAAUGUUGUCACACGACUACGACAGUGACCUUGCUGUCCUCGAGUAUCAGGAUGCUAAAAUGGGAAGCCUGUCAAAAUUGGCCAACUUUUGUUUAUCUAGUAACAUCCAAGUCUCCGGAAUUGAGGGUUUUGAUGAGAGCCCUGUUUCACUGCGACAAAAUGAUGACAUUCCAAAAAUUUCUCAUGGCCUGCUAUCCUGCGCCGAAAGUCUACCACGCAUCAAGCCCGUCCAGUUGCGCGAGCUGGUUCAGGACCUCUCGAACAUCCAUGUGGAUCUCUUUACACUCUCUCCACAUCCCAGCUCGCCGGUGCAACAUUUACGUGUUAACUGGCACCUUGGAAACGGUUACAACUCCUCUGCUAAACUGUUUGCGCGAGAUGCCUUCUUCCCUCUGAAGUCGAUGGUUUAUGAGGAUCUGCCAAUCCUGGCUCCCGCAAACUUGGAGGCCUACUUGACUGUCGAGUACGGAUAUCUUGGACGCGACGCGAUGUAUGAUCGCGAAACCCAACGAUACGUUAAGAUAUCUGACGAUGUUUUCCGGCAGUUGCCAGCGCAGAUGCAGAAACUCCUUUCCAGACCCACCAUAGAGCAGAAAUAUUGA